CCUACUCUCAAAAGCAAAACAGCUGCACACGAAAUGAGUCCCAGCAUCACCGCCGAGGCCACCCAGCCUCUUCCUGCCAGGUCCACCGUGGCACAGAGAAAACAGGCCCACGAACUGAAAAAGGUAAGGGAAAGAGACAAACAACAGGGUAAUGUGCAACAAGACUGUUUUAUGAUUGAACUGUUUUAAAUCGCAGCCGAUUAACGGACUUCUAUCAUUUCUCACAGACUUUGAAACCUUUACUGGAGAAGAGAAGACGUGCUCGUAUCAACGACAGUCUCAGUCACUUGAAAAGCCUGAUUCUUCCUCUGAUUGGCAAAGACAACGCUCGCUACUCCAAGUUGGAGAAAGCUGAUAUUCUAGAAAUGACCGUCCGUUUCCUCCGAGACCUCCCCUCCACUCCUGUCAAAGGUGAGCAUCUCCUAAACUGCGAUUCAACAAUGCAGAUAUAUUUCUGAUAUUGAAGGUCACAUUAUAAAUUCAAGCCACUGAUCACCUCCUUUCUUCCCCAAGACUCAACAGAGAGUUACAGAGAAGGCUACAAGGCCUGCCUCCAGCGCGUCUCCGCACUGCUUCCAAAAACCAGCCUGGAUCAAGAGACGUGCCAUCGCGUAAAUGAGUUCAUCCAGCAGUCCAGAUCUGCAACCGUUACCCCAACCUGCCUAAACUGCUGUGCUCAGAGCUCCAAGACAUUCCCCCAGAUCCAGCAGAGACUCUUGAGCCUCAAAUCCAGCUUCAGCUCCCGACUGGAGAGCCAGUCUCGCAGUAACAGCAGCGCAGUGGCUCCCAGCCGCGCGCAACCAGUCCCGCAGGCUGUGAGCGCGGCCAUGUGGAGACCCUGGUAGAAUAG
Xyrichtys novacula (pearly razorfish) is the source of this 850-nucleotide messenger RNA. NCBI's taxonomy places the organism in Eukaryota, Metazoa, Chordata, Actinopteri, Labriformes, Labridae. The record is from the annotation of a GenBank genome assembly.